Messenger RNA from Solanum dulcamara, 1283 nucleotides. Its product is annotated as dof zinc finger protein DOF2.1-like. Gene Ontology annotation, biological process: regulation of DNA-templated transcription. Gene Ontology annotation, molecular function: DNA binding; DNA-binding transcription factor activity. The coding region runs from base 163 to 1062 and encodes 299 amino acids. The record is from RefSeq and is a predicted model, not a curated record. The transcript is spliced from 2 exons. NCBI's taxonomy places the organism in Eukaryota, Viridiplantae, Streptophyta, Magnoliopsida, Solanales, Solanaceae.
UUAUAAGGUUUUUUUCUCCCCCUUUUCUUAAAGCUUUCAAACAUCAAUAUUUCUGCUCUUUUUUUUUUCUGUUACUGAAUAGCCUAGAAAUUGGAAAAAAUAAAAUCAACUUGGGAAAAAAUUGAGUUGAUAAAUCUUAAGAGAGCUACACACAGCUGAUUAAUGUGCAUAAUGGAUCAGCAGCAGGAAAUGUCUUCACAAACACUAGAAAGCAUGUUGGUUUGCACAAAGCCAGAUCAAGAAAAGAAGCCAAGGCCAGCAGAACAACAACCCCAAAAAUGUCCAAGAUGUGACUCUGGCAACACAAAAUUCUGUUACUACAAUAACUACAGUCUGACCCAGCCCAGAUACUUCUGCAAAUCUUGCAGAAGGUACUGGACUAAAGGAGGUACACUAAGAAAUGUUCCAGUUGGUGGUGGUUGCAGAAAAAACAAAAGAUCAUCCACAUCAUCAUCAAAAAGAUCAAGCCAAGAUAACAUGAGCCCCAACAAUAAUAAUCCAUUAACAAUACCAAUAUCUUCUUAUGAUUCCUCAACUGAUUUGAGCCUAGCAUUUGCUAGGCUCCAAAAACAAACAAAUGGGCAUUUGGGAAUUGAUCAAGAAAACAACAACAACAACAUGUCAAUGAUGUACAAUACUGGCAACAACAAUACUAGUACUACCUUUCUUGAUGCACUAAGGGGUGGAUUUCUUGAAAAUGCCCCAAAUCAUGGAUUAUUUCACAACAACAAUAUGUACUAUGGGAACAUGGGGCAAUUAGUAGACAAUGGAGAAUUGGGAAUACAUUAUGAUCAAGAAAUGAGUAUUGGUACAAGUACAGUGAAGCAGGAGAUGUAUUGCAACACGGCGCGAUCAUCAGAAGGUCAUGACCAGAAUAACAGUAAUAAUAAUAAUAAUGAUAGCAAAGUCUUGUGGGGCUUUCCAUGGCAACAGAUGAAUGGAGAUCAUCAUCAUGUAAACAACAUGAAUAUGAGUGAUUUUGAAUCAACAAACAGGCAAAGUUGGAAUGGAUUUGGGGGUUCUUCUAAUUGGCAUGGACUUCUUAAUAGCCCCCUUAUGUAGAUGUUUAGAAGAAAAAAAAAGAGCUAGAAUUUCAUUAAUUUCUUAGAUCAAACAGUUUUAAUCUUUAAUUUAAAUAUCUAAGAAUUUUGUGUCAGGUGUUUUUAUUCAUCUGAAUUAUUAAUCCCUAUGUUGUUGUUUUUUGGCUUCAUUGGAUGUGUAUCUUUUUGUUUGUCUAAUAUUGAUUGACAAAUUAAUGAAAACUUAAAAAUUUUGUUCUCUUA